This is a messenger RNA of Cloeon dipterum, 1436 nucleotides long. RefSeq lists its product as uncharacterized. The record is from RefSeq and is a predicted model, not a curated record. NCBI's taxonomy places the organism in Eukaryota, Metazoa, Arthropoda, Insecta, Ephemeroptera, Baetidae. Bases 366 to 1283 code for a protein of 305 amino acids. The transcript has 7 exons.
UUCUAAUUAUAGAAUUCAAUGCCGUCCUAGUUUCCCCACAUAUCUCUCUCUCGUCAAUUUCUAAUUUUGUUGUAAUUUCGUGGCCGUCUCAUUUGUCAAUCAAUCGAUGUGUGAAAAUCCACGCCAAAUUUGUUAUCACUGACCCUUGAGAUCGUUAUCAUCUUGACUAGGCGAGUGCUAACUUUUGCUGCUGAAAAAUGCGAUUCGAGACGCGUGUAAUUUCCUUGACGAGCGAACGCAUUAUAAAAUGAUCUUGUCGUCACCGCGGCGCGGACACUUCAGAUAAAGGAAGUGGCGAGUGACGCCGCACGGUAUAAAAGAAUUGACACUGCCUGCACACUGAUUGACUUACUUGGAGACUGGACAUGAAGGUGGCCCUCAUCAUCGCUCUCUGCGUCGCGGAGGGGAUUGCCUCUCCGAUCGAGCGGCCGCUCAAGCCGGAAGGCGAUCUCAACUUCCAUGGAUUCACCAGACUGAACCUGGCCCUUGAGGAUGGACUUGUCGACCUCGCCCCAGGACUGGCACGCAUGCCUUCCAGGCCUGACGACGACCUCGCUGGCUGCAUCGCCACUUUCUUCGAAGAAAUGGCGUACAGCUGCUACUUCUACGGAAAGAAGGAGCUGGGCGAGAACUUCAUGGACCUCAAGGAAUUGGCUCCUGACCUGGAAAAGCUCGCUGUGGAUAACAACGUCGUGCCUGAGACCUGGCAGUUCCUUAUUUCCCUCAGGUCUGAAGGCUUGUCUGUUAUCAACCUGCGAACCCGUCUUGUUGACACCAUGGAAGUGAUGGAGAAGCAAGGUGCAGACCUUAUCGCCAGUAUCAGAGAACAAGUCAAUGAUUUGAAGUCCAACAAGCAAGAGCUGAUCGCUUACAAGGCUGCAGUGAAGGAGCUUGCCAUGGAGUUCGAAAAGCAGUUCUCCCUCCAGGUUUCCGACUCUGCUGAUAUCCUCCGACUCAUUUCCUACCAGCUUGGAGACAUGGGAAACAACAGGGAUGAAGUUGCCGAGGACAUGAUGGCCAUUUUCAAGGCUUUCAACAAGCUCAACAGGGAUGCCCAGAAUGCUUCCAUUUCCAUGAGAAAUGAGUGGAAGAGAAUCGAAAGAGGAUUGAUCAAGAUCGUUGGCUCUGCCGCCGUAGACCCCAUCAAGGCCACCGUCGCGGAACUGAGCGCGCUGACCACAGCAGAGGUGACUGAGGUCGGUGCCAACCUGUUGAAAACCAUCAACGAUUCCCGCGCUGCUUACGCCGCCAUGCGCGUCCUCUUCCCCGGAGCUAAGGCUUAAGUCGAGGCUGGAAGAUUUCAAAUUAUAUAUUUAUUCUAUGCUAUGUUACUCCUGCAAUCCUAGUUUUAUACGAUAUUCAAUAAGUUACACUAAGAGUCUGACUAAUAUUAACAUCAUGCACGUUUAAUUUAAUAAAUGUUUUCAAUUUAAGAA